Macaca mulatta (Rhesus monkey) is the source of this 855-nucleotide messenger RNA. It is a transcript of the gene RTP4, whose product is annotated as receptor transporter protein 4. The record is from RefSeq and is marked provisional. Gene Ontology annotation, biological process: detection of chemical stimulus involved in sensory perception of bitter taste; protein insertion into membrane; protein targeting to membrane. Gene Ontology annotation, cellular component: cytoplasm. Gene Ontology annotation, molecular function: olfactory receptor binding. NCBI's taxonomy places the organism in Eukaryota, Metazoa, Chordata, Mammalia, Primates, Cercopithecidae.
GUCUACACACGGAAACAAACAGAAACUGAACUGAACACCGAAACUGAAACUGUUUGUCUCUUCCUGAGAAACGAGCAAACCUGAAAGGUGCUCUCUGAGCUUCAGAGAGAAAAAAUGGUUGUAGAUAUCCGGACUUGGGAGCAGACAUUUCAAGAACUAAUCCAAGAGGCAAAACCCUGGGCCAAAUGGACACUGAAGUUGGAUGAAAACCUUCAGCUAGACUGCCUGGCUCAAGGGUGGAAGCAAUACCAACAGAGAGCAUUUGGCUGGUUCCGGUGUUCUUCCUGCCAGCGAAGCUGGGCUUCCGCCCAGGUGCAGAUUCUGUGCCACACGUCCUGGGAGCACUGGACAUCUCAGGGCCAGGUGCAUAUGAGGCUCUUUGGCCAAAGGUGCCAGAAGUGCUCCUGGUCCCAAUAUGAGAUGCCUGAGUUCUCCUCGGAUAGCACCAUGAGGAUUCUGAGCAACCUGGUGCAGCAUAUACUGAAGAAAUACUAUGGAAAUGGCACGAGUAAGUCUCCAGAAAUGCCAGUAAUCCUGGAAGUGGCCCUGGAAGGAUCCCAUGACACAGCCAAUUGUGAGGCAUGCACUCUGGGCAUCUGUGGACAGGGCUUAAAAAGCUACAUGACAAAGCCAUCCAAAUCCCCACUCUCCCACCUAAAGACUGGGAAUUCCUCACCUGGAAUUGGUGCUGCAUACAUCCCAAACCAAGGCAAGAACCAGUCAGCUGAGACAAAAGAGGCUAAGGGGAGAGGGUAUGAGAAAUUAGGGCCCAGUCGAGACCCAGAUCCAUUGAACAUCUGUGUCUUUGUUUUGCUGCUUGUAUUUAUUAUAGUCAAAUGCUUUACAUCAGAAUGA